AUGGAAGAUCUCAACACCAUUUCUUCUGCUACCAAUCUUCUCAACGAUAAACAAGGCUUUGCUCUAAAAACUACCAGCUUUAAUUUUGAUGUCCCUGCAAAAGAACCAGUAGUCCAAAAUGUCGUUGCUACUGCAAAUUUACAAUGUGCAUUAGAUUUAAAGCAAGUUGCAAUAAAAGCAAGAAAUUCCGAAUACAAUCCAAAGCGGUUUUGUGCUUUAAUAAUGAGAAUUAGAGAACCGAAAACAACUGCAUUAAUAUUUGCAUCAGGAAAAAUCGUAGUCACAGGCGCAAGAGACGAAGCUCAAGCUCGUUUGGCUUCUAGAAAAUUUACAAGAAUUAUCCAAAAAAUUGGCUACUCUGCAACUUUUACUGAAUUUAAAAUCCAAAAUUUAGUAGCUUCAGCUGAUAUAAGGUUCCCUGUAAGGCUUGAAGGAAUUGCUAUAAAGCAUUUUAAUUUCUCGAGCUAUGAGCCUGAAGUAUUCCCUGGGUUAAUCUAUAGGAUGUUGCAGCCAAAAGUUUCGCUUUUGCUAUUUACAUCAGGAAAAAUGGUGUUUACAGGGGCAAAGACAAGAGAAGACAUCAAAGUAGCCUUUAAAAAAAUUUAUCCAGUGUUGAAAGAGUUCAAAAAAGAGAGAAAAAUGGGGAUUUAA
This is a messenger RNA of Blepharisma stoltei, 651 nucleotides long. The record is from the annotation of a GenBank genome assembly. NCBI's taxonomy places the organism in Eukaryota, Ciliophora, Heterotrichea, Heterotrichida, Blepharismidae.